Molecule: messenger RNA, 3488 nt
Organism: Myripristis murdjan (pinecone soldierfish)
Lineage: Eukaryota; Metazoa; Chordata; Actinopteri; Holocentriformes; Holocentridae
Gene: map2k2a
Product: mitogen-activated protein kinase kinase 2a
Exons: 11
Coding region: 662-1861 (399 amino acids)
Biological process (GO): protein phosphorylation
Molecular function (GO): ATP binding; protein kinase activity
Source: RefSeq, a predicted model, not a curated record
GCCGCUUGUCACGCAGUCCAGUCUCGCGCUACUUAUGAAGGGUUUUCUCCCUGCGCGUGUGUGCUGCUGCAGCUGCUGCUUCCUGUAUUGAAGCAGCACAGCCGAGGCUCUUUUUCAUCCGAGCCCCACACCCCAGCCCAGCCCGAAGGGACGCUCCUGUCCGGCCAAAGCCUGCUCCCCCCCGUGUAGCUGCCAGUGCCCGAGGCGGCCCGCGCGGUGCCGUGACAGCUGACCGCCCAGGAGCGCACAUUUUGGACGGACACUAACGCAGGACACGAUUUUUCAACAGCUGCUGCUAGCAAGUAGGAGCUAGGUGGCUAAUGGCCAGUACUACCAGGUAGACAGGCGAGAAGAAGAGGGGAAAUAAUCAGCAAUGUGUUGACGGCAAAUGUCGCAGCCGCACCGAAAAGCAACGUGACGUGCAAGACGACCCGAUAUGAUUUGAUUUUUAUCCAAAUAGCGGACUGACAUGGUCGCAAAAGUGAACUAAGUUUGCUAGCGUUAGCCAAGUUACUAGCUGUCUGAAAGCUGUUCCUGUUGCCUUCACUGACUGGGAGUGGAACGAGGCUGCCUACAUCAGCAAACGUCCAGCGUAUUUCAUAUUUCUUUUUUUCAGUAUUUGGGAAAGUCUUUCAGGGUAGCUACAUCAGUCGUUGUUGAAAUGGCUCCCAAAAGAAGACCCGUUCCCCUGAACAUAAAGCCCAUUGGGGAGGGACAGGCCACCUCUACCACCAUGGAUGCUGCAUCCGAAGCCAACCUCGAGGCCUUACAAAAGAAACUGGGUGAACUGGACCUGGAUGAGCAGCAGAGGAAACGACUGGAGGCUUUCCUCACCCAGAAAGCUCAGGUUGGGGAGCUGAAGGAUGAUGACUUCCACCCUAUCUGUGAGCUGGGCGCUGGAAACGGAGGAGUGGUCAACAAGGUCCGCCACAAGCCCUCCAGUUUGGUCAUGGCUCGAAAGUUGAUCCAUCUGGAAAUCAAGCCUGCCAUCAGGAAUCAGAUUAUCAGAGAGCUGCAGGUGCUGCAUGAGUGCAACUCCCCUUAUAUUGUGGGCUUCUAUGGGGCUUUCUACAGCGAUGGAGAGAUCAGCAUCUGUAUGGAGCACAUGGAUGGUGGAUCCUUGGACCAGGUCCUGAAAGAAGCGAGAAGAAUCCCAGAGGAAAUCCUGGGCAAAGUUAGCAUAGCUGUACUGAGGGGGUUGGCCUACCUGCGAGAGAAGCACCAGAUCAUGCACAGAGAUGUCAAGCCCUCCAACAUCCUGGUCAACUCUCGUGGGGAGAUCAAGCUGUGUGACUUUGGCGUGAGCGGCCAGCUCAUCGAUUCCAUGGCCAACUCCUUCGUUGGAACGCGCUCCUACAUGUCGCCGGAGAGACUGCAGGGCACUCACUACUCGGUUCAGUCGGAUGUGUGGAGCAUGGGCCUGUCUCUGGUGGAGCUGGCGAUCGGCCGCUACCCCAUCCCCCCACCAGACGCCAAGGAGCUGGAGGCCAUCUUUGGACGGCCCGUUCUGGACGGGGCCGAGGGAGAACCUCACACCAACACGCAAAGGCCCAGACCACCGGGCAGGCCCGUGAGCGGACACGGGAUGGACAGUCGACCCGCCAUGGCUAUCUUUGAACUUCUGGACUACAUCGUGAACGAGCCCCCUCCUAAGCUGCCACAUGGUGUCUUCACUUCCGACUUCCAGGAAUUUGUAACAAAAUGUCUGAUCAAGAACCCAGCGGAGAGGGCAGAUCUGAAGAUGCUGAUGAGUCACACGUUCAUCAAGCGAUCAGAGGUGGAGGAGGUGGACUUUGCUGGCUGGUUAUGUAAAACCAUGGGUCUGAACCAGCCCAGCACCCCGACCCGCAGCAGCGACUGAACUGGCCUGGAACUAGCCCCACUGCCCUUACACAGACCUCUGGGUCUUGCAUACAUACGCAGGUCAUCACACGUAUUUGCACCUUUUUCAUCUUACUCUUGGGUGAAACUUUUUUUUUUGUUGUUGUUGUUGUUGUCGUUGUCCCCCCCCCCCCCCCCCCCCCCCCCCCAUUUCUUUGUGCACCAGCAGCAGGGCCCGUUGAGUUUGUACUGUAAGACCACAGCUUCACCACACCAGUGUCAGAGUAGCCACAACUCACUUUGCCACACUGCUACAGGGGACGUUUAAGGCUCUGAAGGGCUGCCAGUGCGUCGGUUGAAUUUGCAUUGAUAUCACAGCACCUCUUUUGUAUUGUUGAAUAUUCUGUAUUAAUCUUUUUCUAUGGCAACGGUGGAUGGCUUGUGGGACUGUGUUUUAAUAAUUACCUGCUGUAGAGAUUUACUGGGCUGGAAAUGACAGGGAGCGAUCCAAACAUAUUCUCUACUUGCAAAUUAAAAAUUGGUUUUAUUGAAGGUAAAUGCAGGUGUUUUGACUAAAAACCUUUUGGCAGAUGUAUCACUUACCUGCAAUAUAACAUUGAAAUUUGUGAGUAAAGAGUGCCAGACGAAUGGGUGGGAAACGAGUCCUUUUCACUUUUUGGUAAAUGAGAGAUCACUUUAAAGAUCACUUACUUUGUGAACGAUGUCACAAACCAAAGAGGGUACUCAUGACUACUAAAGUUUUGGAUGCAAUGCUCGAUGAGUUUUUUUUUUGUUUUGUUUUGUUUUGUUUUAUUUUUGUUUUUUUUUUUCCUUUUGUAUGCACAUUCAUGAACAGUUAUAUCUAUGUACUUUGAAUGUUGACAUUUUGAUUUUUCAUUCAGUGGUAGAUGCUCUUGAUUGUACUGACAUUGUUUCCUCAACAUGAAUUUCAGUUCAUGUCCCACAGUGUGCGACAUGUUCCACGUGGGAGAGGGCGUACGCCAGUGUCCUUACUGACCUUGAGGAAACAAUGGUCACAAUGUACUCAUUGGACAAUAUAGCAUGGUUUAUUAUCUUUCUAAUACUGUAUGUGUAUUUUAUUUCCCAAGAUCAUGAUGGGGAUGAAUAGCUGGUGUUUUUAUCAAAUGCCUGAAUCUCUGCUAUGUCAAUAUGAAAUUUCAAUCACAUUGACUAUUAUGUUUUUUUUCUCCUCAGCUUUGUUGUUGAUCUGUACUUGAAUAAUUCCCCCAAAGUGUAUUUGGUUAUGUUUCCACUGUACUGCUAUGUGUGAGUAUGCAACAUGCGCUCCAAGCUUUCUUUUGGUACACAACAAGCCCAGGGCCUGUUUUUGGAAAGACUUGGGUUAAAAUACUUUUGAAAGUCUUUUUCUUUUUUUUUUUUUUCUUUUUUUUUUUCUGUGAUUUAACCAAAUUAAUUGUGACUAUAGUAAAAACCAACCUCAAGUGGAGUUUAAGACCAGCUGAAGCAAAGGCUUCAAACAGUUUCAAAAGGGUUUUAAGGAACAUUUUAACCCAGGUCAGUGUUGGUCAGAUGGUGGUGGUGUUACUCGCUAGCCUGCCGUCUUGCUAAGAGCUCUUGUAUUCUCUCUGCUUAUGGCUGAACUUUCUUAUUCCCAAAAAAAAAAAAAAAAAAAAAAAAAAAAAAAC